UGUUAAUUAAUAUUACCACCAGGUAGUUGUAUUGUUAAAUUUAAAAGGCUGGUGGAGUGCGUUGAAUAUUGUGGGAAGUUUUGAUACUCAUUGAGCCUAAAAAAAUCGAAAAUAACAGCUCCGCUAAAAUGGUUAAAAAUUGUAUGGAUCCGAUUUCCGGUUGUAAAUUGUCAUCAUGACUGUUUUUCUAUAAAAGCAGUCUCAUGGUUAUUAGUAUCUAACGGCAUCGUAGGAUCCUUUCUGCCUAAUAUUGAUUGCGCGUAUCAGCGCCUAUCAUCAUCGUCAUCGGUUUAUUGAACCGCUUCGACCGGGGCACGCGGACUGCCGAAAGCUGAAAUUGCGACGCAGAAUUCAUGGCGCAGAACGAGUCGCGCUGAAAUUUCUCUGUUCCCAACGGCCCAGCAGCCAAGCGAACGGGGAAUCCGACCGGAAAGGGUUAGCGCGCAGAUCGAGAGUCAAAUGCAUGUACCAUCAUCAAUCGUGUCAAUCGACUUCGGCCAUACACACUUCAGGGGAUUGGCCCACGAGGAAACAGUCAAGCGAAGAAAACGCAUAUAAACCUAAUACCACUACCAUAGGGCAUAAAUAUGAUAUCAUCGGCCGUCCUGCUCGAGACUGUUUCGGUGAAAAGCGAUAGCUGUUGCAGUGAGGUCACAUCGCCAGGGCGCUUAGUAUUUUUUACCUACACUAAACUGCCUGUGACGCAUUCAGCAACAGCAGCAGCAGGAGCAGCAGGUGAUUGGCAGUUUAAACCGCAGUGUAAGCCCAUCGAUUCUCGUCGGGAGGUCAACGGAGUAGCUCAAGUGACUAACAGUCUGUGAAAGUGCAUUCGUAUUAAACCAGCCGCGGUUCAACUGAGAGUUGCUGAAAGCGGAGUGAAUCGUGAUCGGUGACCAGCAUGGGAAAACUAAACACCAAUUACGGCCAGUACUGCUACGAUAGUGGAACCGUGAUAAAUCGAGCUGUGACAAAAUAUUUCAGAAAUUGUGGUGCGCAAACUGAUUCAUCCGAUUCGUGCAACGAGUGCGAAACUGGCCUUCGAUUGGCCCGAAUUGUUUGCUGCAGGGGCAACCGGUCCGAUAGCAUGACGGUCGAACGAAGGCCAAGUAGUCAAGCGGUGAUAGUGCAGAACGAGCGGCAAUGUUGGCCGGAUGGUGGAACCGUAACGCAGGGAAACGUGGGAAAUAGUGACGAGGAAGAUGAUUUCGAUGAGGGACACGCUGUCGUCGAGUUGAUUGACGAAAGCCGGCUUACCUAUCGAGCCGAAGGCAAUGCCAAUAUUGUGCUCGCCGUUGCGGACAGCUGCCGGGUGUUGCGGUUGCAAAAAUCGACCAUCAACGCCCAGUCCGGGAAAGACCUAAUCGUCGAUCUUCACCGCUUCAUCAAGUAUUCACGGGUGGUGGCCAGUCUGUUUUCGUGUCGAUACGUUCCAGAACCAAAGCUGGGCCGUCUUGACACGUACGACCUGGAAGCGUUCAACAAAAAGUUAACCGAAUUUCGACCCGUGAACCGGUUGGAUAAGGAGGUUCGCGUACGUGACGGUAUCCUGUAUCCCGAUGUAGCCUUUUUGCCGAUUAAAAUCGACCCGAUACUAUUUCUGCAGCAAGUAUUUGAACAGGAUCCCAAAAAAUACCCAUUCCAAACCUACUGCGUGGAAAUUAAACCGAAACAAGGGUGGUCCUUUGGCCCGGACGACGGAGAAGAUUUCGCCCGACAAAUGCUGUUUUCAAACUGUGAUAGCACAUCGACGGAGCUGGUUGGACCGAACGUCGGAAAGUGUCGAUACUGCUUGUAUCAAUAUUUGAAAUUGCAGAAAAAAUCGAUUGAUAAAAUUAGCAAAUAUUGUCCUCUCGACCUGUUCUCUGGAAAGCCAAUUCGGAUGUUGAAUGCCAUCAAAGGACUGAUCGGAGCACCGCAGAACAAUUUCAAACUUUCGAAAAAUGGUCGCAUUGUGUACGGUGAGCAGCAGGAGAAGACCGUCUUCAACCGGAUUCUGAAGGAAAUCUUCCAGCGUGACGGACGCACCAAAGAGGAAAGGAAAACCAUUUUUAUGAACUUGAUGAAAGAGAUUCUGCUGAAGGAUUUCUCUAGAUAUGAAUCGCUAUGCGACCGAAGGCUGCUAACAAUUCGGAAGGAUAGGAAAAAGAAGGAUAAAAAUUUCAUUCACCAGCGUACCUGCUGUCCAAUUAAUAACCAGUUACUGCCAAAAAACUGUGCACUCAAACAAAUUCUGGAUUUGCAGCUUCUGGUUAAGUCAUGUCUAACAAAACUAAAUUCCGACAAGCCAUACCGACAGGAUUCGACCGAUCCCUUUGGGUACGUGGAUGAGCUGUACGAAAAACAUUUGGACUGUUUGGAGGAUUGCUGCUCUAGGGUGGGCACAAGUAGUGAGGCUGAGAGUGAAAGAAGGACUGCCGACACCGCCGAGAGACUGAUGAAUUUUACCAAUUUCUACCUGAACGAGGAGGAAAAAUACCAGCUGGGUGCCACUGCGUUGGAUUGUUCCAUUAUGAUAACCUUCCGACGGUUGGCCGAUCGGGAGGAAGACAGAUUGCCACCAGCUGCUAGAAAUCAUAUAAUCAGUAUUGAAGCAAUGAAAUUUCUCGUAAAUGUAACCAUUACCGAUCUGGACCCAAAGUCGAUCCACCAUCACAAGAAGUACCUUAAGCAGAUACACGAUUCCAUUGGAGCGUAUCGAGAAUUUAUGUCCAGAAUCAAGCGUUAGCUUCAGUGUAACAAUAGUACCCUUUGCUAGAUUAUGCUAGAUGGAUCGGUGUCAGUUUUAGAUCAGUCUUUGCUGUUUUACAAUAGUUGACGAACUAUACAUUUAUAGUGAACAAUAACUAUUAACUCUUUAUGUCUAUAGUGAUUUAUUAAUGGGUUCGAAACUUAAGGCUGAAAAGCUCCAUCACAAACUCAAGCUGAUUGCACACAAGUCUGAAACACGAAAAGUUGUAUUCCAUAAUUUUAUAAAUCCAUAAAGUAAAAUAGGCUUAACAAACAGUUCACGUUAUAGGCUACCUAUUUGUAUAAUUUUGGUAGGAAUUAUCGGUCGGACGUCGUUCGACACAAGUGAACCUUGUGUCUGUUCGACGACUCCUGAGCAAUUCUUACUCGGAUAUGUUAGAUUGUAUAGUUAUUUGAAUCUCCUAAAAUCACCCACAGUAAUGGAACUACUAUAAGAACGGUACAACGACCGAGUCAAGACAGACAAAUGUCGGAAGUACUGCUAUAAACAUGACCACUUAGAAAACUAGAAUUACUUAUCAUGUGAUUGUGAUUUGAAUGAGUAUUAGAAUAGUUUUCAUUUUUUUCAUUUACAACUCAUUUAGAGGUUUUUAAACGCUGCAAAUAAUUUUGUUAGUGUUAAAAUGUA
Molecule: messenger RNA, 3376 nt
Organism: Sabethes cyaneus
Lineage: Eukaryota; Metazoa; Arthropoda; Insecta; Diptera; Culicidae
Gene: Ipk1
Product: inositol-pentakisphosphate 2-kinase
Exons: 13
Coding region: 899-2725 (608 amino acids)
Biological process (GO): inositol phosphate biosynthetic process
Cellular component (GO): nucleus
Molecular function (GO): inositol-1,3,4,5,6-pentakisphosphate 2-kinase activity; ATP binding
Source: RefSeq, a predicted model, not a curated record